Eurytemora carolleeae is the source of this 535-nucleotide messenger RNA. RefSeq lists its product as uncharacterized. The transcript is spliced from 4 exons. The record is from RefSeq and is a predicted model, not a curated record. Lineage: Eukaryota; Metazoa; Arthropoda; Copepoda; Calanoida; Temoridae. The coding region runs from base 50 to 457 and encodes 135 amino acids.
CCCCGGUCUGUCAAGAGGUUCAAUUCACCAAAUUUAUUCAGAUUACAAAAUGCAUGUCUAUCGCGGUCCAUUUAAGUUCCAGGUUGAACCUUAUACAGACUACUACAACCAAUUUUCAAGCCAGGAGCGCAACAUUGGGGAGGAUAUUCAUUCCACGGGGCCAUCUCUUGAGAGCAACGAAGACGAAGAAUUCUGGUGGAUGUUUGCGGCAUUGUUCGUCGUCAUCUGUUUCCUCAUUUUACUCUUUGGACUUUCACUGCAGCUUCUAGCCAGGGCUAUUCUCAGGCACAAUCAGAAUUUAAUGCUCAAGCAGAAUAUGGAGGAUUAUUUCUCCACACCUCGGAAUUCCAAAACUCAAUUGAUCAGAUCUCUUUCUUCCACCUUUCCUGCAACAGAAGAUGACGUUCAGCAACUAGUUCAAACCUGCCAUUGCCACGGUCUCAAGAUAUCCGUAUGAAAAGUACAGAAGAAGUUUCCUUAAGAAGCAAUUUUAUAUAAAAAUUUACAUCUUUUACAAUUAUAUGCAUUUACGCGA